This is a messenger RNA of Alternaria rosae, 1459 nucleotides long. Its product is annotated as mannosyl-3-phosphoglycerate synthase. Gene Ontology annotation, biological process: mannosylglycerate biosynthetic process. Lineage: Eukaryota; Fungi; Ascomycota; Dothideomycetes; Pleosporales; Pleosporaceae. The coding region runs from base 1 to 1323 and encodes 440 amino acids. The transcript has 2 exons. The record is from RefSeq and is a predicted model, not a curated record. Gene Ontology annotation, molecular function: mannosyl-3-phosphoglycerate synthase activity. Gene Ontology annotation, cellular component: cytoplasm.
AUGAGAUUGAGCAUCCGCCCGGGAAUCACCCGGGUCGGGAAUGUGCAGCUACACGAGAUGUCUUCUGUCUCCGAAAUGGAUGCGGGCGGUCAAGAUACUUCAGGAGAUGGCACGGAUAACCCACCUGCUGAUCAGGAGAACAUUGCCAUCUCCCCAGAUUCAAUCAAAAGCGUCGAACGCGACCUCGCCAUCGUAGUUCCCUGCAUGGAUGAAGACAUCACAGUUCUCGAAGGUCUUCUUCGUGGUAUUCCACAUAGCUGUUGUGUCAUCUUCAUCUCGAAUAGCAACCAAACAAACUACAAAACGGAGUGCGAGUCGUUGGUCAAAUUCGGAAAGAUAGCGUCUCGGCCAGUUGUCGUACAUCAUCAAGGUGAGGCAACCUUCGCUCGCGCCUUCCAGGAAGCCGGUAUGCCAGAGCUAUUGCAAACCCCAGGAAUAGGUAUACCUGAGGGAGAAGAACAUUUUCCGCGCCUGAACAACGGAAAAGGUGAGGCUAUAAUACUUGGUGUGAUCAUCGCAAAGCUUGUUGAGCGCAAGUUCGUUGGCUUUAUUGACGCUGACAACCGAAUACCUGGAUCUGUCCUAGAGUACUGCAAAGUAUACGCCGCUGGAUUACAUUACGCAUUGUAUCACAACAAAAUCACCGGACAAGAUGAGCAUGCGACGGUGCGGAUCAAGUGGAAGUCGAAGCCAAAAGUCAGGAACGGUGAGCUAGUAUUUGAAGAGUUUGGACGUUCCUCGCGUGUCGUGAAUGAAUGGAUGAACCGCCUCCUGAAAGUCCUUGGGGGUGACGCUACCCCAGAAACCAUGAUCGGGACCGGUAACGCCGGUGAACACGCUAUGGAUGUUGACCUUGCGCUCAAGCUCCGAUUUGCUACCGGUUAUGCUGUCGAGCCAUUCCAGUUGAUCGACUUGUGGGAACGUUAUGGAGUUUCAAACGAUCCAUCUUCAAGACUAAUGCGGAUCUUGCAGAUCGAAACAUGCAAUCCACACAUCCACAGCGCUAACCGACUUACUGGACAUAUUCCGCGCAUGCAGGUUCAGGGCCUGAGCACAAUAUACCACUCACCGCUUGUACCCUCGCGUCUUAGAGACGAACUUCGUGAGUACAUGAGAGACAACUUGGCCUCGGUAGUGGAUAGUACCGGUCAACCCGCACCACUUCGCAUAUACCGUCCACUCAGCUCUUUAGAUUGGAGAAUAUUCGCAAGGGUCGGUUCAGGAAAGCAGGAUUCUCAUAAGGACAAGGUCGGACACCUAGGUAGCAGCGAAGUUGUAGGCGACGCAGACACAGCUAAUUUCACUCAUUGCAUUACUCUGUAAUGUGUUGAGAUAGCGAAUAAUGCCUUCAUGGUGACUACCAAUUGACAAACGGGACGUUUCUGGAUCUUCACUAGCAGCUUCACCCUACAUAGCUGUCACUGCCGCCAAGACCGACAUCCUCGACAUGAAACCUGAC